This is a messenger RNA of Amphibalanus amphitrite, 2328 nucleotides long. RefSeq lists its product as uncharacterized. The transcript is spliced from 3 exons. The record is from RefSeq and is a predicted model, not a curated record. Lineage: Eukaryota; Metazoa; Arthropoda; Thecostraca; Balanomorpha; Balanidae. Bases 507 to 1565 code for a protein of 352 amino acids.
CAGCCGGACAGCUCUGCCACACAGCUGGAGCUGUUGGCCAAGAUUGUGCAAAACCUGACACGACAGGAACGCCAGUGCGUCGUGAUGUAUAAUGAGAUGGACAUUCGGAAAGUGGCCUGCUAUGAUCAGCAACUGGAUCAGGUCCUGGGACCGCACCGGCGCCUGCAACAGUUCCUGGUAGCGGGCAUCUCCAAGUGGCAGGUGCCAGUGCUGUUCCAGUUUGACUCUGCAGUAACUGGUGCCACGCUCCUCAGCCUCAUCCAGGACAUUGAGGCUGCAGGUGCUGAAGUCGUGGCCACUGUGAGCGACAUGAGUGGCUCAAACCUCGGAGUCUGGAAGGCUCUGGGUGUCUCACAUGAUGGACGCUCCUGGUUCCUGAACCCUGGAGACUCCAACAGGAGGGUGUGGGUCCUGGCAGACCCUCCACACAUCAUGAAGAGGGUGCGUAACAACCUCCUGGACCACGGCACCGCACCAGCCAAGGAGGUCUCCUCGACAAGGCCCUGAUGGAGGAGAUGGUGGCCAUCAACGGUGCGUCGGCCGAGUACCGCGUCGCCCACAAGGUGCAUCUGGCAACCCAUGUUCAGGUGAAGAACAUGGCCCGACAGAAGGUGCGCCCGGCCAUGGAGCUGCUGAGCGCCACCGUCGCUCUGGCCAUCGAGCGUCACCUCGGACGGCGGGAGGAGGUGCGUGCACUGCGCGUCCUGGACUCGGGCAUGGAUGUCCUGAACGCCAUCCACCCCAAGGACGUCAAGCCCCUGCGGCGAGGCUACAGCGGCACCACUGAGCAGGAGUCCGCCUUGACUGCGCUGGAGAAGGAGGCCCGGGAACUGCGAGUGUGUCCGCGGAAGGAUGCCCUCCUCCCCUUCCAGAAGGGGAUCAUCCUCUCCGUGUCCUCAGUCCGUGGCCUGCUCCAGGACCUGAAGGCCAAGUUCGGAGAGCAGACCUAUCUUCUAACGCGCCGACUGAGUCAGGACAGACUCGAGGGAUUCUUCGGAAUGGUGCGCAGCGGCGGCGGGUCGAACCUCAACCCGACGCCGACCGAAGUACGCUCCAGGCUGCGCCUCCUCACGCUGCUGUUCGCCAUCCAGCGCGGAGUACGACCGCUGAGCGGCGCCGGUCCGACUGCGCCUGCCCCGGCGGUGCCUAGCAGCGGAGAGGAGGCGGACGACCGGGACCCCGACUGGCUGGCGCAGCUGGCGCCACUAGAGCAGGAGCUGAGUCAGUCUGCCCUGGAUGACGAGAUGGCCGCCGACCUGCGGGAGUUCGCUCCGAGCCAACACCAGCCGGAAGCCGAUGACAACCUCGAAGCGGAACUGGCCGAAAUGGAGGAGCUGCUCAGGUCGGUGCCCGCGCCAGCCGCCGCACCGCCCGCCUCCGGAGCAGUCACCGGCGCCAGAGAUCUGGAGACGGGCUGUCGGCCAGAGAUAGCGCUAAGGUAUACGUCGCAGGCUACGUGUCGCGGAAGCGGUCGGCCGAAGACGGAGCGGCAGCGGCGUCCUCCGGCGCUGAACAGGACGAGCCGAUGGGAGCCCUGUGGACGCGAGCCCUGUGGACGCGGCUGAAAAGCUUGGGCGGGCUGACCGUGCCCACGGCUGACUUCAUGGACGUCUUUGACCAGAUGGACGCCGCCUUCUCUGUGCACCACUGUAUGGAGCCGGACGGUCUCAGCCGAAGGCCCGUAGAGGUUCGCGACUUCGAGGCGGUUCUGGAGUCCAAGUCCCGGUACGCGACGUCGCCUCAAGUCCGCCGGGUCUUCGCGCGCGUGCGGACUACACUAAGCACCGAGCGCGAGUGAGCUCGGACGCGCAACGGGAGGGGAGGAAGCGUCGCCAGUAUGUGCCGUCCUAAGGGCGUGGACUUGCGGGAGAUGGUGAGCGUCAUUGUGUGAGUGCGAUGACUGUGAUCGUCUGUUUAAUAGAACGUAUUGUUUGGUUCAUGGCGCUACUUGAUGUCACGUCGGGCUGUUAACGUUUCUGGUGUGGAAUUUCAUAUCUUAUUCUUGUGGUAAAGGCUUCCUGAAGCAUGUGUUGCUAAAGGCUGUAUUUGCUACUGCCAAUGAUCUCGGACGUGCCCGUUAGCUCUAAUGAGUGCCAAUGUGUGUUGCUCCUGCUGUAGCAUUUGUCUUAGCGAUGUCAUUUGUCUUCGUCUUUGCUAAAUGCACUCAUUGAUUCGACAUCAUCGCCCACUUAUAGAUGCACCUAUCUAUGUGGGUGUCCUCGAUCCUUCGUGAUUUUAAAUGUACCUAAGUGUAAAUGAAUGUGUGUCCUCGGCCGUUAAUGAUUGUGCAAAUGUGCAAAUGAGGAAAAUAUCACAGAGUUCCCGUGA